AUGUCCCGCUCUGCCACAGACGCAACCCGAUUCACUGCCACCGCGCCCCAUGCCUACUCUAAACCUGGACCGUCGUUAAAAUGGCCCGGCGCAAAACUGAAGAAUGCCCAAAAUACGCCCUCGCCAGUGGGUGGCGGCAGCAGCAGCAGCAACAACAACGGUACCCACCAGGAGACUCCUAAGGAAAAAGUUGAGCGGCUUCGUGCAGAAGCCCGCGCGGCUAGGAUUGCCAAUUCGUCGUCGACAGUGGAUAGGGUAAUAUCACGGGGAAGAGUAUGGGUAGAUCGACUGCAUCGAAUCACUGUUUUUUCCCUUAUUGCUGCUUCUGGUGUUGCUGGCCUUCUCACUAUAUAUUCGGUCACAUCUUUGAUAUCCCAUAAUCGACGACAAAAAGCCCUUUGGAUUGACAGAGAAUUGCAACGGUUGUUAGAUGCUAGGAAGGCUUAUGUUGCCGGCAAUGCUACAGCUGAACAACUGGCGCUGCUUGAGAAUGAAAAGGCUGGUGAAGAAGAAAAAAGGAGAAAGGAAGAACUAAAACAACAAAAUCCUUAUUACAAAGCUAAAAACUGGCUAUUUGGGGGGUUGAAACGGGAUGAUGACAGUGCGAUGACCGAAUCAUUGGAACGGGGGCCGCCCAAGGUACUGAAGGCAAUCAAUGCCAAAGCGGCAGCAGAUGCCGCAGUUGCAAACCCUACUUCUCAAGAAGCCCCCGGGGACUCGGCUCUAAACGCCGUUCAAGAAUCAGCCAACGACUCGAAAAAAAGCUGGAAGAGCUGGAUAACAGGUCGAUAG
Ophidiomyces ophidiicola is the source of this 792-nucleotide messenger RNA. RefSeq lists its product as uncharacterized. The transcript has 2 exons. The coding region runs from base 1 to 792 and encodes 263 amino acids. The record is from RefSeq and is a predicted model, not a curated record. Lineage: Eukaryota; Fungi; Ascomycota; Eurotiomycetes; Onygenales; Onygenaceae.